This is a messenger RNA of Oldenlandia corymbosa var. corymbosa, 1929 nucleotides long. Lineage: Eukaryota; Viridiplantae; Streptophyta; Magnoliopsida; Gentianales; Rubiaceae. The record is from the annotation of a GenBank genome assembly.
CACCUAAUCAUUUGACAAGGAAGAUUGAAGAACAGAGCAAGAAAGGCACGCUCAUGUGAUAAAAGUCAUAGCUUCAAUAUAUUUUUUGUAUUUCCCCCAAGACAUUUUUAAUUUGAAUAACAGCUUCUUUUUCAUUCUCCUCCAAACAAGAAAAGAAGCAUAAUUGGGGUCGACUGCGCUGAUUUGUCCACCACGUUCCACUUCUAUAAAUAUAAUUUUUUUAAAAUUAAUAACAGCCUUCGAAUGUACCACUGGCAUUGAUAGUAGCUUGAGAGUUGUGAUGUUGCUUUAUUUCUUUACAUUCUCCUGUCCCUGUUUUUCCAACUUCUUCCCCCUAUAAAAACUGAAGAUAAAGUCCUCAUAAAAUCGGGAAAAUGGACAGGCAUUUUGUAGAAGAGUGUAUUUCAAAUUCGAAGAUGAGGGCUAUUGCUGACAGUGAUGAUGAAAAAUGGUUACUUUCAGAAGAUCCCAACAACAAUGAUCUGGUGGAAGAAGAAGAAGAAGACGAUGAUGAUGAAGAAGCAUUGUCUCUGUGUGAUCUUCCAAUCAAUGAAGAAAAUCGUCAAUCAAGGAAAGAGACGGUUCCUCCACCUAAACCCAUUGCCGAUCCUUCAGAAGACUUCAAUUUCUGCUCGUGGGUAGAUCCAAUUUCGAAAGAACCCGAAAUGUGUGCAGCCGAUGAAGUGUUCUUCCAAGGGCAAAUCUUGCCAAUGCGCCACUCAAUCAGCUUUGACAAUGGCCGGAACACAACAAUUAGGUGCCUUUCAAGGUCAGAAUCAAUGGGCCAUUCCUCUUCUUAUUCAGUUGGUUUUACCAGUGCGAGUAGCAGAAGUAGUAGUAUAAACAGCCAUCACUCAUCAAUUAGUACCGGAAGUACUAAUUCUUGUUCUUCGAGCAUUAAAUUUCCCAAAAACAAAACCAGAUGUCCAAAGACUCCAAUUCAGUUCCAAUUCUCCCACCCGAGUCCUAAACCUCAAAUCCGACAUUCCAAAUCUAAGAACAGAGGAAAUACCAGCAUUCAUUCCAACCAGAAUUCAACGUUUUGGAGUUUCCUCAGAGUUGGGUUGGUGACGACGCCAGAGAUCGCAAUGCAAGACCUCAAAUUCCGAAGUAAGAGCAACAAUAGUUCGAAGAAUUUCGGCAGUCGGAAUAGCACCAGCAACCUUAACAGUACAACCGUUAAGGAAACCGGUGAGAAAAAACAGGGGAGACAUCAGAGAAAAUUCUUUGACAAAAACAGCGUCUUUUUCAGCGGGUGUAAAUGUUCAUCUAAUUCGGUUGUCGGGCCAGUUCCUUCAAGGGUUCCAAUCAAUUCAGUCACGAGAAGUGCCAGUGCAAAAGGGAUGGCCUCUCAUGCAGAUCAAGAAGAAGAUGAUAUCAGGACCACAAAACAUCGAGAAACAGGAAGAAAGCAAUCGUUGUCACGUCAUCGUACGUUUGAAUGGUUAAGGCAGCUUUCACUCGAAGCUGCUGCUGCUGCUUCUCCUGUUGUGAUUGAUGAAGCAGAAAAGAAUCAACAACAUUAGUAGUCAUAUCAAAUCGCGCAUGCUUGUCAAUUUUAGCCUUUUUUUUAAAGUUGUAGGAUCCUUGAGUUUUUUUCCCAAUUGUUCCCUUUACUAAUCUUCAGAUCAGUUGCUUUAUACUAAUAUACAUGAUAUUAUUAUAAUAUUGUUAAUUUGAAAUCUAGAAUGUGUCAAAAGUAACCUUUGGAGGAAUUAAGAUGUAUUAAGUAAUGUUUUUUGAAGCCUUUAUACUGCGUGAUUAUGAUUGAAGCAGUGAUUUGAGCGGUGGCAGCAGGAGGAAUGUGGUGGUGUACUGGUGGUAGUGGGGCUCAUGAUUAAAGUCUGAUGCUUUUUCUUUUUUCUAAAAUCUCUGGCGUGUGAAAAUGGCAUUUUCAUGAAACCUUUGAGCUUUAGUGGAAGAGACGAG